AUGCAUAAUAUGUUUGCUGCUGCUACCAAAAGUUUUGUUAAGCAAGUUGGUGAUGGAGGUCGAUUAAUUCCUGUCCGGAGCCUGAGCGAAGCAGAUAAAUACCAGCCUCUCAGUCUUGUCAUCAAGAAGAAAAGCUGUAUUCUUUCCAGACGAUCAAGAUUUAUUUCAACACCAUUCAGCUUGAAAGACAUUCUUCAAGGAGAAAAAGAAAUUUCAGCUGGCAUUGCAUCCUACCAGUUACUGAACUAUGAAGACAAAUCAGAUGUAGCGCUGAACGGUAGACGAGGAAAUCACAUCAUGAGCUCUGCUGGGGUCAAUAUUGCUGGAUCGGAUUCCCUUGCAGUGAAAGCUUCAUUUGGCAUUGUAACUAAACAUGAAGUUGAGGUACCAACGUUACUCAGAGAAAUGGCCAAUCGAAAAAUGAAUUUCGAGCAUUGCCUUGUCCGCCAGUCGCGAGAAAGUAAGAGGACUGUCCUUUGUGUGGUCAUGGAGAGCAUUAGAACAACACGGCAGUGUUCACUGUCUGUGCACGCGGGCAUGAGAGGGGACACAAUGCGGUUUCAUAUUAUUGAUGACCAUAAUUACAAAGGACGAGACAGAGCAAUCGUUUUCCCUGCACACACAACAAUUGCAUUUAGUGUGUUUGAACUGUAUAUCCAGUUGGAUGGUAAUUUUGAGCUCUGUGUUGCUCCAGAAUCCAGAGGAGGAUUUGAAAAAGAACCAUCAAGAUCAUUUUCACUCAUCAGAUUAAGGAAUACCCUGUUUCAUCGAAACAAGAGGGUAAUGGAUAUCAUUGCUCACCCAGAUAAUUACUUAGAUGACCUUUUUGCGGACUACUACGAAAAGGCAGCCAGCUUGACGGACAUCUCUGCAAGCUAUUUCCGAGAAGGAGCUCACAUACGUGUGAAUUUACUCAAUAACAACAUCCCCAAGGGCCCUUGUUCCCUGUGCGGGAUGGGCAGCUCCAAAAGGGAAACCGUUUAUGGGUGCCUGGAGUGUUCUUUCAAUGGACAGACCUUUGUAAGACUACAUGCUGUGCCUUGCUUUGACCUAUGGCAUAAGAGGUUGAAGUAAGCCUUUAAAUAAAGACAUUGGAGUUGGAUCCAGGUGACUAGUUGCCCUGAACACCACAGGACUUUCUGUGAAUCACAGGUAACUGGUUUUAAUGGUCCCUAAACACAACUAACUUCAGCCUGGGCCCAAUCUUUUAUCAACAUUUAGCCGUGU
Messenger RNA from Anolis sagrei ordinatus, 1227 nucleotides. It is a transcript of the gene PJVK, whose product is annotated as pejvakin. Gene Ontology annotation, cellular component: cytoplasm. Lineage: Eukaryota; Metazoa; Chordata; Lepidosauria; Squamata; Anolidae. Gene Ontology annotation, biological process: programmed cell death. The record is from RefSeq and is a predicted model, not a curated record.